GAUCAUUUUCGUUUUGGAACUUUUCAACUCAGGGAAUUUGACGAAUUUCAUCUCUCUGAUUUGCAAGCUAUUUACUGGCUAGCCGAGGCUGGACAUCGUAUCACGGGUGUUGCGCAAAGUAAGACCAAUAUGUGUCACUACAUCAAAUGGCCAGGCAUAGCUUUCCUCUUGAUAAGGAAUGGUCCGGCUUUGAGAGCUCCUCCUGCUCAAAUGAUAACCUCUCAGCAGAUGAUGUCCUUCCUUCUACGACUAGCUAAUUGGAGAAACGAAUGGGACUCAUUCUGCCAUGGUAUCUACAUUGCCCUCGAUCUGGUGGGUGUUCGAUAUAGGACUGUAGAUGGUCACAACUAUCAUCUAUCAUCUGAUUACAAUUCCUCUCCCUACAUACUUCCAUGUCCUAUAGAUUUCAAUUUUUUCGUAUGGUCCUUCAGGCCAUUGACGCCAUUCAAGAAGUCUAGACAUGAUGAGGUGUGGAAGUUUUGCAACAAUUUUGGCAAUCAUACCCCCGCAAAAAUCGCUGCCAUCUAUACAGCUAUGCGGUCUGCAAUGGCUACCACCUUGCUGGCUAGUUACAACAUCACCAUUCGGGAUAUAUUACAACCCAAUUUUUAUCGGGGAAAUCCGGGCACACCUGGUAGUGUUAUUGAAAGGCAUGGUGAGCUCUGGUUCUCAAAGAAAUUACGCAGUAUGUUCCAAUAUUUUUUUGGUUUGGUGUUGGAUGGUGGUUACUAUUGUUACUAUUGGUGGAAUUAUGAUUAUCGCCGGGACUGUUGUGGAGGUGCUCAUGCUGAACGUUGUUUUGGUGGUAUGAAUGCUAAUUUGCCUCCGUACUGGUUUUCACCAUUGGUUGUAGAUGAUUUCCUACUGACAAGACCACUUGAAUGGGGCAUUGUGGGUCCCUUUCCCAAGGUGGACCUUGAGGAGGACUUGAUGUGUCACGGACCUGAUAAAGUUGGAAUGGUGAAGCAGCCGACAUCUGAAUCGAGCGAAUUCACAAUGAGCAGCGAAGACUUCCCGGCGUUGCCCGGCACAAGCACCGCCUCCAGCCAGAGCGGAGGCGGCAGCCAGAGUGCGGUUGGGUCGGCAGGCGCCGUGGGGGCCGUUGGACAAGGGGUGGCAAAUGCCGAUACGACGCCAGUAUCGCAACAAGGUGUGGCGACAGGAGUGAACCAACAUUCGACGUCUAGCCUGAACAUGACGCUGGACAAGGGCGGAGGCGGAGGGGUGGGCUUGGAGGGGGUUGGGGUGGAUGCGACGGGGGGAGGUGGCGAGCGGAUGAGCACCCCCCAUGACAAGGCCCUGCUGCAAAAACGGGGCAUUCAGACCUCGCCUGACGGCAAAGUGACGAACAUCCCAGCGAGCAUGGUGAAAGACCAGUUCGGCAUGGUGGGCCUGUUGACGUUCAUCCGGGCGGCCGAAACGGACCCGAACCUGGUGUCGCUGGCCCUCGGUCAGGACCUGACCGCCCUUGGCCUCAACCUGAACUCGCCCGACAACCUCUACCCCACGUUCGGGGGGCCCUGGGCAGAUAUGCCUUGUCGACCGCAGGACAUCGACUGCCUUGUGCCGCCCGAAUACCUCAUCAAUCACGGCAUCAGGGAAAAAUUGGCGCAAAUAAAAUUAGGCCGGUAUAAAGACGACGUUCUCUUCUAUAUGUUCUACACGAAUGUUGGUGAUUUCCUACAACUAGCAGCAGCAGCUGAAUUAUACCAGCGCGAAUGGCGGUACCACAUGGAGGAGAAGGUGUGGAUCACACAGGCACCAGGCCUAGGCGCCGUCGAGAAGACGUCCACCUACGAGCGCGGCACCUACUACUUUUUCGAUGCGCAAAACUGGCGAAAAGUGCCCAAAGAAUUCCACCUCGACUACAGCAAACUCGAAAAUCGGCCCAUUCUGCCCUCGUCCAAUCUGCCCCUCCAGCAGCCUGUAUGACCCCCCACACUAAUUGGUUCACGCCUUCUACUCAGGUUCUAUGUUCUCGUUUGAAUGAUUCCGUUACGAUUCAGUUGGACAAUGUACUGCGUCUAGUCUGUGUACUGAGUACUGUGUUUAGUAUCACGACGCUGUAAUGAGUACUGUACUGCGUUUAGUUUGGACGCUGGAUUAAGUACUGUACUGUGUUGAGUCUCACCGAGUUGGACAAUAUACUGUUUUUAGUCAGGACAUGUUGUUACUAGUGUUCUAGAAAGAGUACGGGUAAAUGACAGCUACACACUCAAUAGUUUCUUUUUUUUUGUUUUAAGGGUGGUUUAGUUUGGAAAUGUCUUGAAUAGGUUUGGUGGAGAACUCUGUUGAUUCCAAUAUUUUUGUUGUAUAAUUACAAACAAUUUUACAAUCAAUAAAUACAGUUUGAAUGAAAUGUUAUAGCUUUUAAUUAAUCUCUCAAACUUAGGCAAUUAUUGCUGUUGAGGUUUUCCUGUUAUUUUCAACUUCUUAAACCCCGACUUACUUAAAUGAGAGUCUGAAUGAAAAUUUAUUUCUCUUGAUAAAUUACUGAAACAUCACUGAUGUACCUUUUUCAUAUUAUUUUAUAGCUAGCAACUCUAUUAUUUGAGAAAAUGAUGAUGAUAAAUUUUGAUUGAAACUGAUGAGUGGUACGUUUGACUUCACUAGAUGCCAGUUAUAUUAACCAUCUUAAUCUGAUAAUUGUAUUACUGUAUAUUGUGAUAUUUCAUUACAUGUUUCUAUGAAAUAUGUAGUUAAAAUGGUGCUAGAUUGGUCAAGUAUCAUGCUUUAUUUCAAUUAUAAAAUCAGACAUACAAGUAAAACACGAACAUAAAUUAAGUGAAACUCAAAACACACCCCAUUAUAAUGAUAUUCAUUGUAACCCAUUGAAUAUUACAUGAAAACUGAAGAAUUAUAACAGUUUGAAAUUAUGAUUGGCAUUUUUCCGCUUCAAAUUCGACUUAACGUAUUCAAAAUCUAUUAUUCAAACACCUUUAGAUCGUAGAAUGUUGGAUUAUAAUAUUUGUCUUCAAAACUCACCUACUUAUGACGUUUCUAAACUCAACCAUUCAUAUUUCCCUAUUUUAAAACUAGUACUAUCAAUGAAGAAAUUCAUGGCAUAUUCUCACAUUAGAGCUAACAGUAGUUUUUUUUGUGAUCUUGUUAUCUUUUCAGUCCGAAGGCUUCCACACACCUUAAGUUUCCCUUAAGGUUGCCUUAAAAUCAACCUGCAACCUUGAAAUCAUCUUGAGGAGACUGGACGUUUUAGAGAAUUAUAAUUAUUUUGAUGGUACCUACCCAGGUUAACUCUUAUGAGUUUCAUAAUGAAUGAGUAAAAUGGUACCUUGACUUAUAGCUGACGUACAAAUUGCUGAUGAAAUAUUCAUAUUUUUUUGAGUGUAUAGGGAGAGAAAAUUCAUGGACCUGGAUAUUCAAAUAAAACCAUAAGAAAAUUUUGUAACUGUAUAAUGCUGGUGAAAAUAAUUUUCAUUAUUUCGUAAAAGUCAUCCAACGCAGGAAUCUCAUGUAUAUAAUGCUUGUGCAAAAUGUGAUACUCCAGUUGUAACUGAUUAAACAUAAGUAUUUUAUUCAAUCUAUUAAACUGUUAACAGUUUUUCUUGUUAAACAAACUGUUAACUGUAAUCAGUUUUCAACUAAUUAAACUUAAGUAUCUUAUCAUUUAAACUAUAAAACUUGAUAGUUUUUCAUGUGCUGUAUGUGAUAAUUAGUUGUAAUGAAUUAUUUGUACCAUCAAUAACUUGAUAAGUUAAUAAGUAAAAUUGGUAAAUUAUUGUGGAGAAUUUAUUCUUUAUUAUUAACUCAUAGGAGUUAACCUGACUUGGCAUGUCUACUUUCAACAAAGCAUUCAAAUUUGGUUCGAAUUUGAGGUUUCGUUACAAGUAUACAUGUGUCUUAAUUUUUUUCAAAAACUCUAUGCACUCAAAUUUAAUUUCUAGUCUUUGAGCUUUUUUAAAUUUAGCUCACAUCUAAUGUCGCUGGCCAAUCUCAUGUACAAAUGUAAAGUCUAACGGUAAUUAAGUAGCGUAUUAGAUGUGGCAAUAAAUAUUUUGAACAAAGUAUUAGCAACAAUUUUUUAAAUAAAUACACUAAAAUAAAAGAUUAUUUUUGUAGAAGCUGUCUGUUUGCCUGUAUUAGUUCAUACUUUAGUAUGGUGGACUAAUAGUAUUCCUAUUGGAUUUUCGUUUUUUAGAAGAAAAACGCCUGUUUCAUGUCAUUCCCCUAUAAAGUCUAGCGUGAACCGAUCCUAAACAAAAUCUUAAGACUUAUCGGUGAUAUUGAUGUUGAUAAUGAUGAUGUUUGAGAUAUGAUUGAUGAUGAUGAUAAUGAGAAAAUGUAUGGUAUUUCAUUUUUUAGAGUAUGUUGUUAUUUUCAGUUAACGAUUAAAACUAAAAAAAAAAUUGAAUUAUAAAUUGAUGAAGCUA
Messenger RNA from Nilaparvata lugens (brown planthopper), 4388 nucleotides. Its product is annotated as regulator of gene activity. Bases 130 to 1932 code for a protein of 600 amino acids. Gene Ontology annotation, cellular component: CCR4-NOT core complex; P-body. The transcript has 6 exons. The record is from RefSeq and is a predicted model, not a curated record. Gene Ontology annotation, biological process: nuclear-transcribed mRNA poly(A) tail shortening; regulation of stem cell population maintenance; regulation of DNA-templated transcription. Lineage: Eukaryota; Metazoa; Arthropoda; Insecta; Hemiptera; Delphacidae.